Molecule: messenger RNA, 966 nt
Organism: Stereum hirsutum FP-91666 SS1
Lineage: Eukaryota; Fungi; Basidiomycota; Agaricomycetes; Russulales; Stereaceae
Exons: 11
Coding region: 1-966 (321 amino acids)
Source: RefSeq, a predicted model, not a curated record
AUGUCCCUUCCUCCUUCUCCCUUCAUUCAUGUGCACCGACCGUUCCUCCACUCCUUUUCAUCUAACAUCCGUAACUCGGCCUGUGGAUUUUCCGUGGCACUGACCCGUUUGAACGCGGGAGAUUUCAUAGUUGUGGCGCACAUAUUAUUCGCCCAUCUUCCUCCGGGCAUCGUUCGUGGUCAAACACGUUACGCCACGGCCCGCCGCAAAAACUUGUUCAAGCCAUCAAGCCUCGUUGUCUUCAUCACCGCAACACGAUGCGCAAUUUGGCGUAGUGCCCUUCCAACGACUACUUUUUAUAGUAAGGCAUUGGUACUUGAAUCCUCAAACGUGUCAACACCCGUCUGUUUUCGACAUGAAUCCGUCAAGUUCCGAUUCGGUCGUCCGCUGGGCCCUUUGUGCGUGUAUGGGCAUGAGGCGCGCGUAAUUCAGUUCUCAUCGGUCACCGCUGCCUCGUCUACAGGAAAGGGCCCCAAUCCUGGCCCCAUCCCAUUUGCUCGAACAUGGGAUGCUGGAAUUUCCGAGGGCCCGGGAAUGUUCUAUGCCAUGAUCCUCCUGGAGAAGACCGGUUUGUUCGCCAUCGUCAUCAUGAUGGAUCAUGGGAGCGCUAUCGAAUGUUUGGGCAAAGGGCUGAGGAGAUUCACUUCGCGUGUCGUCUCAUGGACAAGUCCUAUUCUGGAUGGGACCAAGGUUAUUAGUCUGCGAUCUGCUUGGAUGAACGUAUGGGAGUUGGAGAACCGAGUCAUCCAUGACGAAGAACCACGGAGGCCUUCGAGCUAUGGAAUCUCGCGUUCACAACAGGUCCAUCUAUCAUACGUGAAUGAGACCCGAGGUCCACACGAUGGGGAUUUGGAUCAGCCCGACCUGAAUUUUAUGGCCCAACUCUCGGAGCGAUGGGAUUCUGCCGACGUCACCGCUACUCCAACAACCAACCGCUUCCAAGUCACGACCGGUGAAUAUGGAUAA